Messenger RNA from Didymella exigua CBS 183.55, 1828 nucleotides. RefSeq names its product Zn-dependent exopeptidase. The coding region runs from base 196 to 1779 and encodes 527 amino acids. Gene Ontology annotation, biological process: proteolysis. The record is from RefSeq and is a predicted model, not a curated record. The transcript has 2 exons. NCBI's taxonomy places the organism in Eukaryota, Fungi, Ascomycota, Dothideomycetes, Pleosporales, Didymellaceae. Gene Ontology annotation, molecular function: zinc ion binding; metallocarboxypeptidase activity.
GCAGGUAGCGGCUGAGUCUCCUCACUUGGCACUUGGCGCGCCAUUCAAUGGUCGUGAAGCAGUCUUGGAGUGACGUGCCGGCAUCGGAAGUUUAUCGUCGACUGUAUCGCGGAGAUGUAUAACCAAGAGAUGAUAAAGAGUCGUGGUCGCACAAAGGCAAUGGCCCACGUGCCAAGCAACAAGUCGUAGAACAAGAUGGCGACUCUUUCGGUUUUGUUUUUCGCAGCGACGGCAUUGGCACAGGGCACAAAGUACGGCGGAAACCAUGUUGUGACCCAGUUCGACUCGCAGAUUGUGGAGCAGGGAGCAUUCCCGGCGCCUAAUGUCACGCUGUACAGUCCUGCGUUCCUACCGAAUGCAUCUUUUGCUCCUGGGUGGACUGAGGGCACUAAGGGCGCGACAAGCGAGGCAGAUCUGGAUGCCUUCCUGCAGAGCUUUGCGCAGAAGAACGCUGCCUGGGCGACAUACAGAAAUGCCGAUUUCUUGAGCGAAGAGGGCAAGUUCUUCCCGUACGUUCGUCUUGCGACCGAUACGAACUCGACGAGCAAAGUCCGAGUCUGGAUCCAAGGCUCUGUGCAUGGAAACGAACCUGCUGGCGAUGAAGCGACUCUCGCGCUGCUCGGCGCGAUGGAUGCAAACCCCACAUGGGCUGCUGGUUUCCUCGAGAAGCUCGAGAUCAUUGUCCUGCCUCGCUACAACCCUGACGGCAACGCGUACUUCCAACGUACUUUGGCGACCAACUUCGACCCUAACCGCGACCACGUUAAGCUCGUUCGUCAACAGACCCGUGAUAUCAAGCAAUGGUUUAGUGCCUUCUCUCCACACAUCGCUAUCGACAUGCACGAGUACGGCGCACGCUCCAGGUACGCUGGGAACUACAGCAACGCUGCAGACGGCAUGUACAGCGCUGCGAAGAACUUGAACAUCCACCCGGCGAUCCGUAAACUUGCCGAGACCGCCUUUGCACCUGCGAUUGGCGCCUCGCUGGAUUCAAAGGGGCUGCGCGGUGAGCCCUACGUUACCGCGUCUCGGUCGGCGAACCCGGUUCGCUUCGAUGAAGCCGGUACUGAUGCGAAAAUUGGCCGCAACGCCAUGGGUCUGACGCAGUCGGUCACUUUCCUGUUCGAGACACGCGGUAUUGGAAUUGCGAAUCAGUCUUUCAAACGUCGAACUCUUGGUGGACUGCAGAUGAUCCUUGGUGUGCUCGAGACAGCCCGCGAUCAGGCCGAGGAGGUGUACAGCACGAUCGAGGGAGCCAUUGAGGAGGUGAUUGCGAGCCAGGAACCGAUCGUGGUCACUGAUUACACGACAUACUCCAACCGUACGUGGACCAUGGUCGACACUCGCAAUGGCGAGGUCGUGCAGCUCCCUGUUGAGUUCGCGUCAACGACACCUGUCACGCCGAACAGAACAGUCACAAGACCCGAGGGCUACGUCAUCCCUCGUGCGUGGUCUGAUCUCGCUGAGCGACUCCGAGUAUCUGGUCUCGAGGUCGAGACGCUGCUGGAAGGCUUCAAAGGCGAAGUCGAAGUAUACAACAUCACAUCUUCGACCCUCGCGAGCUCUUACUACGAGGGUGCGAUCCUCAACACCGUCACGACCGACACGUUGCGUCAGAACGUAACACUCCCGUCAGGUAGCUUCUUCGUGAAGAGCGCACAGAAGAAUGCUGGUUUGGCCUUCGUUGCGCUUGAGCCGGAGAACAUCGAUUCGUACGUGAGCUUUGGCAUCGUGCCUCUGGGAGUCGGCGACUUGUUCCCCGUGUUCAGGAAGCUCUGAAGUAGGCCUGCGUAGUCUGGACAAAUGUCCGACCGUAUGUGGAUGCAGU